UCCAUGGCUCAGCUUUAACAGAAUGGUGGCCUGGAUUGAGGCACUACACACAGGGUAGAGCAAUUGGCAGGAACUCUAAGAGAAACCUUCUAUUUCUAGCUAGGGAACAAGAAAAAUGACCUCCUUUUUCUGUUACACCUGCCUUGAGACCACUUCUGAUUGUAAAAUCUCAUUGUUAUGGUGGCACAGACACAAACUAGAGGGCAAAAAUGUUCUUUCUGGCCAAGGGAAUUUGGAAAGAACCCCUAGGAAGCUGGAAUAUAAUUUCAUAACCCUAGAAGCAACAGAGCCCUAAUUGUGUGUCUGAACCCUAAAAGGUGCCGCUUUAUCCAAGAUACUCAUGCUUAGAACAGACCCAGAGAAAUAUAGUUAACACUUAGUGAACUGAACUACAGUAUAAACCAUGCCUCAAAUCCUAGAUGCAUCUCUGAGUGAUGUAUGCAGAGAAUGAACCCGAACAUUAUAAAGGCUUUGAGAUCUGAGCUUACAUUGAACCACUAUCCACAAAAGGCAAGGCAAAAUUUAUGGUCUAAACUUAAUUUAAAAAACAAGAUUUUCUAGGUGUUAAUAGAACUACACUCUCAUACUCUUAUACAGAAUGUCUAGGAUAUAACCUGUAAUUCCUUGACAUACAAAGAAAUAGGAAAAUCUGACUAUUUUUAAAGGGAAAAGGCAAUAGACAGAUACCCAAAUGUGGACCCAAAUGUGGAAUUAGCAGAAAAAAAAUCUUCCAGUAGCUCAUCUUUCUGAGAUGAUAUUAAACUUUAAAGGACAGACCUUGAGUUCAUGAGAUUUGUUCCUAAUACUCCAAAAUUUUUCUAAAAUAGAAAUUAGAAAUAAAAAGGAAUCAAAUAGAAAUUUAGAACUGAAAAAUAUAAUAUAUGAGUAUAAAUUUAUUGCAUGGACUCAGUAGCAAAAUGGAGAUGGUAGAGGAAAGGGUCAGUGAACUUAAACAUAAAUCAGAAGUCUCAUCAAAUCUUGGUCAUCCAUAUCAAGAAAGAAUGUGUAUCUGUUCUAUAACUCUUGCUAAGUCCACUGUGCACUGUAUGAAACGUGGUCACAGGGCUUCUGACUGGCAAAUUAAUAUGGUAUCAACAUAACAUCAGGGUCUUUACAAUUAAUUCUACUCACAUGCUACAAAGAUCUCUGUUCAGUUUGAGCAGCUGCCUUCCCACUUCAUGGAUUAAGGGUCGCGGUUUGUCAUUAUCCCAACCUUGUCAUUGCAUGGUAAUGAAUUAGGAAUCAGUCAGUGAAGUACAGUAAUAAUUACUAUCUUAUGGACUACAUAUACUCAAAUUUUUUUUUACCUGAAAGUUUCUAAAGUAGGGACAACAGGGUGAAUGCAAAUGGACAACAUGUAUAAGUUAGAUUGCAAAAACUUACAGUUUAAAAGAAAUGAAUUUUGUUUUACAAACUAAUGUAAUGAUUAUUUUGGUGAAGAAGUGCUUGAUGGUGAUUGUUUUCUAAUUUGUGGUUUAGGGUGGUUACUUGACUAAUUUUCAGAUGGUUGUGAAUUACUUGGCUUACUUGGCUUCGCAGAAGCAACUUGGCAGUUUACCCAAGUUUUAAUAAACCAAACAAAGUGUCUGUUUAAUGAAAAUCGUUACAUUGUGAAUACUCACAGUCUUGAAAGCAAAUAUAAUUUUGAUGGUAUUUUCAGUGACUAAUUGGAUUCACUGAUAAGAAUAUAUGUGUAAAAAUAUUGUUAUUAUAUUUGUGCAUAUUAUUUGCUUGCUGUUGAAUGUUUCAUAAGGAAGCUGCUUGCCUAGUAUUUUUGUAAUUCUACUUAAUCAAAUUCCUAACGGGUUCAUGAGUAUUUAUGACACUAACAAAAUUCUAUAAUUCUUUUUUAGAUUGAUAAAUUUUUUCUCUUACCCUGGAAAGCCAUCUCAGAACUUGACACACAUUUGGCUUUUUAAAAUAAUAAGCAAUUCUGCAAAAUGUAUGGUUUAAUUAAUUUAUGUUGAGGUUGAUCAACACAAUUUAGUCACUUUUGUACCUGGCAUAACAAAUUUUAAAAAAAAGGAAAAUACAUUCUUGUACUCUCUUGGACAUUAACCAGUUUGUCAUUCAGAAGAAUACAUGAAAUAGUGAUAAAGUUAAACUUCAGUUGUGGUUGAAGUACAGCCUGAAUUAUCCACAUUAUGUUUUCAGUUUCCUUGAAGAAAUGUGAUACAGAUAGUUCACGAGUUAGGGGCUUACUUACAUGAAGUUUAGUCUUUUAACUAUUAGUAAAUCAAAUUGUUCUUGGAUGUGUCAUCUUUCCUCAAAAUAUUAUUGCUUUCACCAAAAACAGAUGUUUUGAUUUGUGGUUUGUGGUAGCCAGAAUAAGGACCCUCUAUAAAGAUAUUUCCGAUGCAAUUCUCAGAACUGUGACUGUGAGAUUACAGAGGAGGAAGAAUUGAAGUUGCUAAGUAGCCUUAAAAUGAGAGAAGAUUAUCCUGAGUUAUCUUGUGUUUAUAAUCACAAAGGUCUUUAUUAGAGAAGAAAGGAACAGAAAAGACAGCAGCUUGAGAAGGACUGACUUGAAGAUGAAGGAGGGACCCAUAAGCUGGGAGGAAUUUGCGUAGCCUCUAGAAGCUUGAAAAGACAGAAAAUAUUCUCUACUAGGCCUUUCAGAAAAGAAUGCAGCCCUGCCAGUGCCUUGACUUUAGCUCAGUGACUUUGGCCCAUAGAACUGUGUUACAGUAAAUUUGUAGUUUUAAUCCAGUAAGUUUGUGAUAACUUAUUAUAGUAGCCAAUGGAAGGUACUAGAUAGCAUCUCUGCUUAACCUUUCUCUAAUAAUAUGAAAUUUAUAGUAUUUGAAUUCUGAUUUGAAUAACAAUUUUUCUGUGAUCAAUUUUACUUUAUUAAGAAUGCUUUUAUGAUUAUAAUAUUUUGGGCACUGAUGAACAAAGCCUUUGUCUAUGCAGGGAUCUUUGUUUUGUACUUCAUAGGAGUGGUAAGUAGUUCAGUGUAGCUAGAAAAUAGGGGUGUGUCUACAGUGAGUAGAAUGGGAAAGGAGGCUAGAAGAUAGAUUGAAGUUAGAGAAGAAAACAAAACAAAUGUCAGACACUCUGGUUUCCCUUCAGCAAAUUCAUUUUGUGUCAUAUGUGCCCGUGUUGUAAAUACUGUGAAUUGGAAUUACUAGUUUUUAUUCCCUGCACUAUUUGAGCUAUAUUAUAGUCAUAAACUUGUAAACAAUCAUUGCAUUUUGCCAUUGAAUGACUCCUGAAAUGGCUUUUCUAACUGAUAAAUGUGCAAAGGACUCAAUGGCAAAAAACAAAAAAGGAGUUUAGACAAACAUGGAGAAACAAUGAAGCUUUUCUGAUAGAAAAUGUUGGGCAGUUUGACUGGUCAUAAACUGUCACUGUAUUUGAUUUUCCUGACAUCUCAAACUCAUCUUGCUCCUUUCUGCCUGUACUAGGAUGAGAAACCCAAGGGCCCAACAAGGAUGAAGCGCCUAGGAGAGGUGUUUUUAGUGUUUUUUUGUCUUCCCUUAAAGAACAAAGAAAGAUGACAAAAAUACUGUGUUUUUGUCUUUUUACUCUAAUAAAUCACAUACAGUCCCAGUUUAUGGGGUUGGGGCAGAGGGCAUAAAUGCUUGAAAAUGAGACUGUGAUGGGUGUGUGGUUAUUGGUAAUGGUGAGUUCUAGGGUAGCAGAAGGAGAGUGGGAAUAUCAGCAGAAUUGGAUGGAUGAUGGGAAGAACACAGAAUUGUUGUAAAAGACUUGGGGGAACUAAAUGACCAAGGUAUUGGGGGAAUCAUUUUCUAUAUUGAAAUGCUGUACUAACAGAGAACAGGUUUUGAAGAGGGAGUGAGAGGGCUUGUUUUGGGUAUUAUGUGAAUGGCCAAGAUGAGGAGAUAAUUGCUCAUACAUUCUGGUGGCCUGAAAUUCAAAACUGGGAUUUCAGGGAGGGGAGAAAGGAAAAUAAUUGAGAAAUGAGAAUGACAAAGUCCACCCCUUUCAGGGCCUGUUUAUCUGAGCCAUGUAAGAGAAAACAACCAUUAAGUGAGAGCCAAAGUGUUAAAAGUGAGAUUUCAAGUGGUAAAAACAAAACAGAGGAAAUAGAUGUUACAGAGGACACAGUGAAAGUAUUUUGGAAAUUAGGCAAAAAAAUUGUGGCAGGAGUGAGUGUUGGGAUAUAUAGUGAGUAUAUGGGAUGAGAGUCCAGAUGACUUUUGGGGUUCUGACGACUGAUAUAAAAGGGAUGUAGGGCAUAAUAGAAUUUUUUUUAGUGAACUCCUAGGCAGAUUUUUGUAAAUAUCGUGAGAGGUUUGUGAGAAACAGACUUAUCAAGAACAGCCAAAGAUUUAGGUCUAUACUACUGUUUCUGCCAUGUAAAUCACCACAAACUUAGUGGUUUAAAACAAUACAGAUUAUUGUUUACAGUUUUAAGGCUCAGAAAUCCAACAGAUGUCUUGCGAUGCUAAAAUGAAGGUGUUACAGGGCUGCACUCCUUAAGGACUCGUGCAUUACAUGGGACCCACCUGGUAAUCCAGGACAGUCUCACUCUCAGGAUCUAUGACCUUAAUUGCACCUGCAAAGUUCCUUCUUGCUACACAGACUAGUGUAGACACAGGUUCCUUGGAUUUAGGGCAUGAACCUAUUUUAAAGGUCAUUCAUUUGCAUACCACACCGUCCCUCUUUCUUUUUAGUGGUAUGUCAGCCCUCUUGGAAGGCCCAAGAGAGAUUUUUGUGAUGAUGUCCCCAGGUUAAAGAAUGCACAUGUGCAAGAUAACAGCAACAACAGAAAUAGCAUGGAGUAGAGCAGAGCACUAAAGCAGCUAGAGUCUUAUUGUAUAAUUCUUACACAGGUUGUUAUCAUGUAUUUACAUUCUUGUAUAGUGCUAUGACCAGCUCAUGCAUGUUUUUCCACUGUUGAGUCAUGGUUACAUAACUGUAUCCCACUGUGUGCCUCCACUAGACAGCAAGGUCACAUCCUCAGAUGUUCUUAGGUGCUCCUGAGCUUUGAAGCAGUUUGAGUGGUUUCUCACCUGAUGUUAAUAUGUAGAGACCAGGAUGGUAUAGGUCCAGGGUCAUACUACGUAGCUCUGAGGGUUGAGUUCUUUCUGAACCUUCAGGGUUUAUGUGCAGUGAAUCAGAGGCUGAGGACUGAUGCAUGUCUCAGUGUCAUUUCUGAAAAGCAGAUAAAGGUACAUGUAUUCAGAGCCAGAACAGUUUACAUGAAUAGGGAACUCAAAUAUUAUUUGCAGAAAUGUACAUAGCUGAAAUAGGUUUAUGGUGCACUAAGAAAACUUUUAGUUUUGGUUUGUUAAAUGAGUGUUUUGAAAUAGCUAAUGUCUUGAUACUGAACUAGUUUUAGUGUUACAUGGUAUUUGUCUUGGCCAGAAUCUUCUCUGGUUCUAAGAAGUCUAGUUCUUAAAACUGGUUUGGGAAGUGACUCUGGUUUUUAUAAGUCAAUUUGUAAUUGAAGUUUGUUGUAGAAACUACUAUUGAAUCAAGAAUGUUUUUAAUCUUGCCAGUAUUUUACAUCACAUAUGCAAGUAUGGCUUCAUUUAGUGUCAAAUAAAGUGAAAACUAUUACCUAAUUUCAUUUUUUCUCAUACAUUAGACAAGUAAUUUAGAAACAUUUGGACUUUUCUUUGCAAGUUAAAAUUGUCCUCUUACAAAUAAUGAUCUUCUCUGUUACAAAACAAAGUAAUCUGCAGAAGAAAGAAUUUUUCAGAAACGGUGGUAAAUGUAGUUAAUGUAGUAAUGUUGUAUUUUGUAUACCAGUCAGUUAAAUUUCAGCACUACUUUUAAUUAAUGUUGACAGAUCCAUCAGUCCUCAAAAUAUCUGAUAUCAAAUUUAAUAAACCUAACCUUGAAAGUAGGUUAAUGGGUCAAUAGGUUUUUAGGUUAAAAUAAAUUGUAGUUUCAGUCUUUUUAACAUAAAGGUCUUGGGUUAACCAUUUUAAUUAGUGUAAAGAAUUAAAAGAAAUUAAAAGGGAUUUUCCUUUUAAAUUAUGUGAGCAGUGCACAGGAAAAUGAUCUCUGUUACAUUGUUUUUGUUUUCUAGGAUAAACAUGUAUUUUAUCUUUUUAGCUUUCUUACAUAGGGUCAGAGCUUUCAGCACUGGACAAUUGAACGCAAAAAUCAGUAUUUAAAUUUCUGAUUAUAAAAGUAAUGCAUGUUAAUUGGAGAAAUUUUAGAAACUAUUGAAGAAAAAGUAAAAACAUACACAAAAUAACUCAAGAACAACUACUCGAUACUGUGAGCAUUUUUAGGUUUUUUUUUUUGUAUUUGAUACUGUGUAUUGAACUCAUGGCCUUUGAAUUAAGCUACAUCCCUAGUCAUACACACCUUUUUUUUCUUUUAAUUUUGAGACAAGAUCUCACUGUGUUGCCCAUGCUGGGCUUGCCAUCCUCCUGCCUCAGCCUCGCAGAGUGUUGAGUUUACAAGUAUGCAUCACCAUGCCCAGCUAGAGAGCAAUUCCUUCUGUUCCUGGUUUAGACAAUGUUUUCCAGUCAUGAAAUGGUGUUGAAUUUUGUGAAACGUUUUUUCUGUCUCAGACUUCUGUUCUGAGAUUGAUGGUUGGUCAUAUAGAAGAAGCUCUUGAACUUACAUUAUUCUGAAAAAUCAGUUCAGAAGACCUGAAAGAACAAAAGGAGAAAUACAAAUGUCUACCACAAGACGAAAACGUAAUAUGUUAUGCUGUUUACCAUAAGCUGUAGUAAAAUGAGCUCGAUUGUUGACAGAGAUGACAAUAGUAUUUUUGAUGGGUUGGUGGAAGAAGAUGACAAGGACAAAGCAAAAAGGGUAUCUAGAAACAAAUCUGAAAAGAAACGUAGAGAUCAAUUUAAUGUUCUUAUUAAAGAACUGGGAUCUAUGCUUCCUGGAAAUGCUAGAAAGAUGGACAAAUCUACUGUUCUGCAGAAGAGCAUUGACUUUUUACGAAAACAUAAAGAAAUCACUGCACAGUCAGAUGCUAGUGAAAUUCGACAGGACUGGAAACCUACAUUCCUCAGUAAUGAAGAGUUUACACAAUUAAUGUUAGAGGCUCUUGAUGGUUUUUUUUUAGCAAUCAUGACAGAUGGAAGUAUAAUAUAUGUAUCUGAGAGUGUAACUUCAUUACUUGAACAUUUACCAUCUGAUCUUGUGGAUCAAAGUAUAUUUAAUUUUAUCCCAGAAGGGGAACAUUCAGAGUUUUAUAAAAUACUCUCUACCCAUCUGCUGGAAAGUGAUUCAUUAACUCCUGAAUAUUUAAAAUCAAAAAAUCAAUUGGAGUUCUCUUGCCAUAUGCUUCGAGGAACAAUAGACCCAAAGGAGCCAUCCACCUAUGAAUAUGUGAGAUUUAUAGGAAAUUUCAAAUCUUUAAAUAGCGUUUCCACUUCAGCACAUAAUGGUUUUGAAGGAACCAUACAGCGUACACACAGGCCUUCUUAUGAAGACAGAGUUUGCUUUGUAGCUACUGUUAGAUUAGCUACACCUCAGUUUAUCAAGGAAAUGUGUACUGUUGAAGAACCCAAUGAAGAAUUUACAUCUAGACAUAGUUUAGAAUGGAAGUUUCUGUUUCUAGAUCACAGGGCACCACCAAUAAUAGGAUAUUUGCCAUUUGAAGUUCUUGGAACAUCAGGCUAUGAUUACUAUCAUGUGGAUGACCUAGAAAAUCUGGCAAAAUGCCAUGAACACUUAAUGCAAUAUGGGAAAGGUAAAUCAUGUUAUUAUAGGUUCUUGACCAAAGGACAACAGUGGAUUUGGCUUCAAACUCAUUAUUAUAUCACUUAUCACCAGUGGAAUUCAAGGCCAGAGUUUAUCGUUUGCACACACACUGUAGUAAGUUAUGCAGAAGUAAGGGCUGAAAGGCGACGAGAACUUGGCAUUGAAGAGUCUCUUCCUGAGACAGCUGCUGACAAAAGCCAAGAUUCUGGAUCUGAUAAUCGAAUAAAUACAGUCAGUCUCAAGGAAGCAUUAGAAAGGUUUGAUCGUAGCCCAACCCCUUCUGCCUCCUCUCGGAGUUCAAGAAAAUCAUCUCACACAGCAGUCUCAGACCCUUCCUCAACACCAACAAAGAUCCCAACAGAUACUAGCACUCCUCCCAGACAGCAUUUACCAACUCAUGAAAAGAUGGCACAAAGGAGAUCAUCAUUUAGUAGUCAGUCCGUAAAUUCCCAGUCUGUUGGUCCAUCAUUAACACAGCCAUUGAUGUCUCAAGCUGCAAAUUUACCAAUUCCACAAGGCAUGUCUCAGUUUCAGUUUUCAGCUCAGUUGGGAGCCAUGCAGCAUCUGAAAGACCAGUUGGAGCAACGGACACGCAUGAUAGAGGCCAAUAUUCAUCGGCAACAGGAAGAACUAAGGAAGAUUCAAGAACAGCUUCAAAUGGUCCAUGGUCAAGGGCUCCAGAUGUUUUUGCAACAGUCAAAUCCUGGACUGAAUUUUGGUUCUGUUCAACUUUCUUCUGGAAACUCGUCUAGUAUCCAGCAAGGCCAGGUUGUAAAUAUGCAAGGCCAGCUUGUUCCUGCUAACCAGCUUCAAAGUGGAAUGAGUGCUGGACAUAUUGGUACAAGUCAGCACCUGAUGCAACAACAGACUUUACAAAAUACAUCAACUCAGCAGAGUCAACUGAGUGGGCACAGUCAGCAAACAUCUCUUCCCAGUCAGACCCAGAGCACUCUUACAGGCCCACUGUAUAACACUAUGGUGAUUUCUCAGCCUGCAACCGGGAGCAUGGUCCAGAUUCCAUCCAGUAUGUCCCAGAACAGCACCCAGGGUGCUGCAGUAACUACAUUCACUCAGGAAAGACAGAUAAGAUUUUCUCAAGGUCAGCAACUUGUGACCAAAUUAGUGACUGCUCCGGUGGCUUGUGGGGCAGUCAUGGUACCUAGUACUAUGCUCAUGGGUCAGGUCGUGACUGCCUAUCCGACUUUCGCUACACAACAGCAGCAGGCGCAGACAUUGUCGGUAACGCAGCAGCAGCAGCAGCAGCAGCAGCAGCAGCAGCAGCAGCAGCAGCAGAGUUCCCAGGAGCAGCAGCUUCCUUCAGUUCAGCAACCAUCUCAGGCUCAGCUGACCCAACAACCACAGCAGUUUUUACAGGCUUCUCGGCUGCUCCAUGGGAACCCUUCCACUCAGCUCAUCCUCUCUGCUGCAUUUCCACUACAACAGAGCGCCUUCCCUCAGUCACAUCACCAGCAACACCAGUCCCAGCAACCGCAGCAACUUGGUCGUCAUAGGACUGACAGUCUACCUGAUCCUUCUAAGGUUCAGCCGCAGUAGCACACGUGCUUCCUCUCUGACACCCAGGGAGGAAGGGAAUGGCCUAGAAAGAUUUGCUCAGAUGACCUGAGGACAGGAAGAAAAGUUCCAGCAGAUUCAUGCACUGCAGUUUUGAAUGUUCUAGUUCUUGGAUUAGUCGACAGGGGAAAUGCUGCCUAGCGAUACAGAUGUACAUUAAAUACCAGCCAGCAGGGAAGAUGAUCAGAGAGAUGUAGCCAAUUCUGACAGUGUUUCAGUUGCCCACAUGUUUUUGAUGGAAAAGGAGUAUAUUGCCAAACAUUAAGAAGCUCAGCUAUGGAAUGAUCUUUAGCAAAUGAAAAGGCACUAACAAUGUUAGUAACUUCAAGUGGUUCUGUGCCUGUUACAUAGUGUUACUGAGAACACAUCACUGCCAUGUUGGGUUUGCUUACAAUGAUGCCAUGAAGAUAGUCCCCGAGUCAAGUGUCCCCCUCCCUAACCCACUCCCUCUUCAUGUAAUGAUGGGACUGUAAUUAUGUUCAGAAUGUUGUGUGGGUUCAAAUGUAUGUACAGAUACUGUAAAACUAUGUAUAUGCCUGGAUGAAGGAGAGAAAGCAAACCAUUAUGUGUGCUGCAUGAAAGCAUUAACUCUUAUGAGUACAUUUCACAUUUCAUUAGACUACCGCACCAUGUACAAACUGAUACAUCAGCCUCUGUUUUUCUUUUUGUUUACAACAUAGUAAUAUUCUACUCACUUUUCCGGGGCACAAGUCUUUUUGUUCAUACUUUGGCUGUGAUGUCACAGUUUGUUCAGUGAGGUAUGAUGUGCUGCUGGGAAUGGAUCUCUUCUUUUUUCAGGUUAAAUUAUUGAUACAACAGGAUUUUCAAGUUAUUCAUAAAUAUCCCUCAUUUCAUUAUUUUUCAGUUACAUUUGAAAAUAGGAUUUGCACUGCUUUUCUUUAGAUGGUUAGAAGUUUGAUUACAUAUUUUGAUGAACUUCAUAGUUGGAAAUAUUUAUGUAAGUGGUUUUCAACAAGCCUGAAAGUAAUUUCAAGAAUGUUUCAGUUAUAAGGAUAAAGUUUGCACACAAAAGAUUUAGGCACUUUUUAACAUUCUCAAUUGUGAGAAUUUUAACUUUUAAGAUUUGUUGGAAUCUUUUUAUUAUCCUUCACAAUUUCAAUGCUUCUUUUAAGUCAGAAAUGAUUCAGGGUUAUUUGAGGGGGGAAAAACCCAUAGUGCCUUGAUUUUAAUUCAGGUGAUAACUCACCAUCUUGAACUUACUGUCUGGUUUCAGUCUCAGUUUUGAAACCUUAGUACAUUUUUAACAGCAUGUGGGUGUUCGUGUCAUUAUUCUCCUAAGUUCCUAUGAAGACUGCUGUCUGUCUCUUAAACUGGAGGACAAUAAAUAAAAUAUGACAGCCUAAUGCUAUUAGUGAUUAAUGUAAUCCCAGAUAGUUUCCUAAAUUAGUAUCUUCCUUUAAAGCUAAAUAAUCACAUGAGUAAAAUUUGCUCAGUGUAAACUUGAUAUUCUUACAAAAAAGGCGUAAGAGCUGGGUAUUUAGCUCAGUGGCAUAAGCGCCUGCCUGGCAAGCGCACAAUCAUGAGUUUGAUCCCUGGUACCAAAAAAAAAAAAAGGCAUAAGAAUUGGCUUUGCCUUCACUUCUACACCAGAAUAAUAACUCACAUGCUUUCUAAACAUGCACUAAGAUUUCACCUGGCAGUAUUACACUCUAAAGGUAAUAAAUUCCAACACAAGUUAUAUAUAUUGAAAAAGCAUUUUUUAGAUUUUAUGGUACUAAUAAUGAAAUUCACAACUAGAGAAGAAAAGAUUAGGAAAAUUCUUUAUUCAAAUAUAGAAAACUAUUACUGAGAAAAGGGAGAAUAAGCAUAAGAAAUCAAAAUUUACUUUAAAAUGUAUAGCAGAGUUGAGAUUGUUAAGCAGAAAAUGUUUUGAGCGAUGCAAGGUAAUGCAGACGCUAAGUCAACUCUUUUGUCUUCAAAGAGCUUUGCUAUCAUCCUUAAGGAAUACACUUUGCUUUUCUAUUAAAAAACAAAAAACAAGACUAUUUCUGGUCAGAAUUAAAUUAGAAAAUGGCCAAAGAAUAUUGGUACCUACUCUUCUAUAAAAGGAGUGUGACUAGAUCCCAGGCAGUAAUUAACAUAUCAUGAGAGUGUUUUCCUAGCGAGUGAUUGCCCAGGAGAUUCCCAGCAGUCCUGUGAGCACCAAGGAGAGCUGUCAGAACACGCGUACCGAGCACACAGAGAUGCGCAAACUGACGGGAAAUUCUGCAGCAGCAUCUUUUCUUCCCUUCCAAACUGCCUUUCUCAACCUUUUGCCAUUCCUUAUACUGUGUAUCUAUCUGAGUUGUGCCUCAUUUAUUUAUUGGCAUUAUCUAGUGAGAAGGAUUUAGCAAACAAAAAGAUAUGGAGAAGCGUUGUAUUAAGGCUUAUCUUCUAAGUGUCAUAUCUACAAGAAAGAUUGUGAACUGUGAACACUGUGUUUAACAAAAGCAAAGCUUAAGCCAAACCACAAAGUAAAUAACUAAAAACCUACCCCUUCAAAUAAUUUUCAGCUUCACAGGUAUCUGAGAAAUUUAAACAGAUUUUUUCUUUAUAAUCGUUGUUGUAGUUCACAGUUCAUCUUUUGCCUGUGUGAAAUUAAUGUAGCUAGACUUAAAAAAGCAAUUAGCUGCUUUUCCUUUGCUGUCUGUGGAGUACGUUGAGUCUGUGGAGAAGCUAGUCAGCCUCCUGUAGCUUUGCUUUCCUCUUGCUUCCAGUAAAUUUGGGUUACAAAAUUGUCCCUGUCCGUAUUCAGAUGGAGAGUCAGCAGUUGCUUGCUCUUCAUUUCUACAGCCAAAGUUGAUUGAAAUCCCAAAUCUAAACCAUAAGAAGAUACUAAAUAGGAGUACCUUUCUGCUUCUUGAAAGUUUUCUCCCUUCUUCUUAGCAACACUUUAUUCUCGGUGGCACUUUUUUUAAAGGAAAAAUGCUAGCUGCUGUACAGUAAGUUUCCUUGCUUUGGACUGCUAGGGCCUGAGAUGACUCAGCAUUACUUGACAAAUAUGAGACCAGCAAGGAUUAACACAGUUGCUGCUGAGAACGGUGUCAAACCAGAAUGUAGACACUUAGAAAGUACUCUUUCGUACUUUUUUUCUUUCUUUCCCUGAGUGGAAAACAUGGGAGGAAAAGCAGAUGUGGAUGGGGCUAGCAUGUAAGUAAAUACUAGUUUGCAAACUCCAUCCUAAAUUCAGGGGGUAAUUUUAGUGCUGUGCUCUGUUUUGUCAUUUAGAUGUGAUUUAGAAUUGUACUAGUAAAUGAAAGGAUGCCAGUAAUUUGGAUUGCUUGUUAUAGUGCAAGUUUGGUAGGAUUCUUAGAUGUGCAAUACAGUGUUUGGUCAUUGCCUUAAAGCAGUCUCUUGACGUCAGGAGCACUGAAGCAGGCCAGCUCUAUAAAGGGCAUUGUACUGAAGGGAAAUGAACCCUUGUUCAAGAAGCCUUAGAAAGGGACCCUUAAAAUAGUAGUCUACACAGGUGGAAAUUCUUUUCAACUGGAUAUUACUCCUUGUGUUGGAAAAUGUUUUCACUAUGUUGAGGCAAACUUUUAAGUGAAAUGCAGAUGGCAUUUUACUUUUGUAUUUCUUUUUUCUAUUUCUUUGGUGAUUGAAGGUUCAUGAACAUGUGUAAAACUCAAUUCAAAUCUAUAACCUUUCCAACAUCUGUGGCCCUGUUUUUAGUGCCACAGGCAUCCACAGAAGGUAUAAACACUGGAUAUUAAUAUUGCUGAGAGCAUCUAGCCAGGAGUAAGCUGAUUGAAACAUUUCAGUGGUGAAGAAACAGCACAAAGGCACUUGCCAUUUUAAUAGUAUAGUGAUUGGAGGAGACCUUUUAAGUUUGUCUAGAUUGGGUGAGCAUUCUUCUAAAAGGAGCCUCUGAAGUAACUGCAAAGGAAAAGAGUUGACUAUUUUUAUAGCAUAUUUAAUAUAUUUGUAUGAGUACGUACACCCCUCCACACACCCCUUUUCUCAUUUCCCGCCCCUUUGCCGUAGUCCUAGCAUACCCUCAUCCGCAUGGGUAAUGUGCCUAUUGCCAGCCUACCAAAAGAUAGUGCUGCUGCUUUUUGAGACAGGUGAGAAGAACAGAAUCUCAUGCCUGGGGAUCCUUUAUGGGAGAUAUAGCACACACUUAAAACAACAUACCACAGUCUAAAAGCAUCAUUUUCAAAUGUAUCAUGCACUUUAUUGCAAUUAUUCAUUUUGAUACAGUUCAUUAUCUUAGGCAUUAACUGUUUCUAAAGGAUCCCCAAAUCAUCACUUAGGUGAAAUUACAAAAUGACAUUUCUGAGAAAUGUUUAGAUCCAGUGAACCGUAGUAGGUUUAUGGGAGUGAUUUCAAGAUAGCCAAAUGAACUCUUUCGUUUUGAAUGUGGUGGAGUCCAGAGAUUGUAGAUACCUAGCUCCAUUUAAACACUAUUGUAAACCUAUCUUGCCUAUUGUGUGGACACCAAAAGAGACCAAUGAGCCUGUUUAUUUUCAGAGGUCUAGGAAAAUCGUAUCCAUGUGAGUAGAUGUACAGAAUUGAUCUAAAGUGAUUGGUAGUAAUAUUUUAGAAUAAUUUCAAGAAUUACUGAGUAUUUUAAACGUGUCCUGAAAUGUUGGCAUGUCAUUUCAGCAUUUCCAUUGACUUGCUUUUGUAAUACUUUUGCACAAAAAGGACAGAUUUCUGACUAGUUUGGUUGAAUUGGUCUUAAUUUAAUGUCUCCUGUGGAAACACUGGGGAUAAAUUAUGUUGGUAUAGCUAUUAAUUCAGGAUAUUUAAAAAUGUUGAACAGAUCACAAGAAAUUAGGUGAACUUGGAUAUUUAAGAAUUAAAAUACUUUUUUUCCAUGUGACUGUUUUUGCAUUUUUUCCCCAUUGUCAUAACACUACAUUCCUUGUUUUUCUUAAUAAUUUGCAGGCUUUGAGUACUUAGCAGUGUUUUGUAAGGUGCCUGGGUUUUCCCAGGGAAAUGUUCUUUAGUAGGAAUGGUUAUAUAGUUUCUGAAGAGACUAUUAAGUGAAAUUCUAUCACCACCACCAGCAAACACUGAGGUGCUGCAUUAAGUGACAAUCAAAAUAGUAUUUAUAAAAAAAUUUAGAAAGUGGUUGAAAGAAGCACUUGCUUUGAAAGCAGUUCUCUGGUUUUCUUGAAUAAAAUGGCUAAAUGUACUUAUUUAUAUUUUUAAGUAUUUUUGCAUUCUUGUCUUGAUGAUUUUAGUGUUUUGUACUUUAUUUGUGGUUUUGUUUUGCAUCAUCUUGUAUUUGGAGAACUAACUCUGACUUGGGGCAGACUUGCCCAUUUGCUGACCCUGCAAGGACAGUCUGAAUCUGUCUCACAUCAGGUUGACAAUGGAGGACCCAAAUCCAGACGCCCCUGCACUUUUCUCCUGUUCUCAACUCACCUAAGAAAAAAAUUUUAAAAGGCAACUCCCUUUCAGCUCAGCUUCACAUAACUCCAACUUUUUUCUGUCUUCACUUGCUGCCUUCUCUGUUUUAUGGGCACUUUUUGUAUGCCUACUUCCCCAACACAGCCAAAGGCCAGUAUGACAGAACCAGUGUGGCACACGGCUGCCUCAAGUUUUGCCUAUUUUGGAAAACGUUAAUGAAACGGUCAGCAUCUUGUAAUGGCUGUCAUCAUGUCCACAUUAAAGUCCUCAUAAAUCGAAGACUUAUAAAAAGUUGGCUAUAUCUAUACAGCUACAGUGUUCUUUUAAAAAAACCAAACUAAACCUCCAUACAUAGGCUGUCAAUAAAGCAGUGCUUGAGCAUUGAAACCUAGACGUUUGAGGAUCCUUCAUGCUCAUACAGUAGAACAUAAUUCUCUUAUUUCAGAGCUCCCAGAGUAGCUCUGGUCCCACAGGCUAGGUGAAGCGUAUACACAAGGAUCCCUCAGAAAAUAAAACACAUCAACCCCAGGUUAAAUUUAAUGAUGUAAACAAUGUCUGACUCUGAGGUGUUAGUGGGAGAAAUGGUUUUCAGAUAUAUGCAUUUAAAUCUGAGGAAACAAACUGUGACAUCGUUUUAAGAAAUGUAUGUGUGUUCUAAGUUGGCCUGUACUGGUACGAGGUCACUGCUGGCAGUGGUUGUACCAGUAGUAAUAAGUUAAAAUGUAGGAAAAGCUGUUAAUCUUCAGAUAUGUCAUAACUAGACAAUCAUCUUCAAGCAAAAAAUAUAUAUACUGUCUAGGAAAUGUCCUUUUUUGAAAUGUCAGCCAGAACAGCUGUAAUUUAAACCAUUCUAGGACUAUGUUGAAAUCUGUUGUACUAUGGUUUAAGUUGGGGAAAGUCCUCAAUAUGGCACUUUCAUAUUCACUCUGUAAAAAUUGAAGCCCAAAGACAAGUUAAAUCAGUGCUGUAUUGAAGUUAGUGCAAAAUAAGGAAGUUUUAUCUUUAUAAAUUUUUAAUUGUUAACAUCAGUUGGUAGUUGUAAAAACAUGCACCAAAUUCUUUCUAAUGUUCUGUGUGGUUCUUAAUGUGCUGUUCGUCCUUACUGCUUGGUUCUUGGUUUUAAAUUAAAAUGUAGCUAUAGCCCAUCAUUCUUCCUUCCAGAGUGUGGAGCUGUAAGUGGCUACUGAUCUUGAGAUAAGAACACCGUUUUCUUUUUUUCCUAAAGCAAACAAUUGAAAUCUAAAUUAAUUUACAAAACUUAAGCACUGGCAUUUUUCAAGCAUUAUCUCCUGCCAAAAUCCUAAAUUGCAUAGAAGCAUGAGGGAUAACGAAUGGUUUUAACGGUGCUAUAUCUGGCUCUCCGAUUUUCAUGAGCUGCUUGGAAAUAGUAUAUACAAUAUAUGGAUCAUUUUAUUACCAAUUUAAUAUUGUCAUUUUCACCUGGUGUUACCAUUGAUUAUGCUUGUUUUUCAAAGCUAUCUUUUGAGAAGAAAGUCAAAAUGUGUUACUAGCCUACCUCCACUUGGGCCUCUUGCUGUAUGAUCUUUUCCAGGUUAUGAUGUGCAUAGCUUUUAAAAUACCUAUGUACUAUUACAAUUCUCUUUUCCCAUAGACUCUUGUAAUGUAUUCAGACCCUAAAAUUAUAGCAAAAGAGCCAAGCAGUAGUAUUGUGGGGGUUUUUGUAAAUGUAAAAUACUUAGGUUCAGACUUUGUUUCCUUCAAUUUUAAAAAUAAAAGAUACCUCAGUGCUAUAAUGUUUCUCAGUAUCACCUACAUUUCUCCAAAAGUAACACCUGCUUCAUGUGGCACAUAACUUGUAAGAAUCACAUUUUGGAUUUUAAAGACUAUUAAAUAUUUUAAAAUCACUAUCAAA
Molecule: messenger RNA, 16450 nt
Organism: Cavia porcellus (domestic guinea pig)
Lineage: Eukaryota; Metazoa; Chordata; Mammalia; Rodentia; Caviidae
Gene: Clock
Product: clock circadian regulator
Exons: 23
Coding region: 6637-9201 (854 amino acids)
Biological process (GO): circadian regulation of gene expression; regulation of transcription by RNA polymerase II
Cellular component (GO): cytoplasm; CLOCK-BMAL transcription complex; nucleus
Molecular function (GO): DNA-binding transcription factor activity, RNA polymerase II-specific; E-box binding; protein dimerization activity
Source: RefSeq, a predicted model, not a curated record